GGUAUCCGAAAACGAAAGUACGGGAAAAGUGAAAGUUUUAAAACUGGCUCCUCACCUGCCGACACACAGCUGGUGAAUGUAUGGCAUGACGCAGGGCGUGGGGUUUGUGCUGAACCUUUUCAGGCAGCCUGGUAUAAAGGUUUCCCGUCAGUCUGCUCAAGCCUUAUUUCACACUGAGAGAGAAGUGAUCGCAGACUUGGAGGACAUGAAGCUUCAGUCUGUGGUAGGACUGUUGUAUCAGUAUGCGUCACCCAAACUGGCCGGAGACUGGGACAAUGUGGGACUACUGGUGGAGCCGACAGACCCACACGAGGUGACCAAACUCUUCCUGACCAAUGACCUCACACCACCUGUGCUUGACGAGGCUAUUGACGAGAAGGCCAACAUGAUUCUGUCCUACCAUCCUCCACUGUUCUCUCCUGUGAAGCGCCUCACUCAGGCUAGCUGGAAGGACAGAGUUAUAACAAAGUGUAUUGAAAACCGGAUAGCAGUAUUCUCUCCUCACACUUCCCAUGAUGCUCUAGAUGGGGGAGUGAAUGAUUGGCUUAUCAGUGUAUUUGAUUUACGGGACAAAAGUCCAAUAGAGCCGACAGUGAUGCCAAACAAGAAAUUUAGCAAGAAAAGAAUCUUCACCGUACCAGUCAAUCUCGCACCAAAAUUGAUAGAAGGACUCUCAAAUAUAAAGGGGACAGUCACCACAUCUAUAGCAGUUGACCCUGACCUUGUCCAGAUCAGUUUCCUUGGAAACCAGGAGAACGCCCCUGAUGUGAUGGCUGUCAUCAGUGAACACAUGAAGGUCAUCAAGUCUAUAGAAUCAUACGAUCUACAGAAGGUAGUAUGGCCGGGGUAUGGUAUGGGACGGAAAGGUACACUAAAACAGCCACUUUCUCUGGAGGAUGCUGUCUCUCUAGUAAAGAAACACACCAACCUCGACCAUGUACGACUGGCAGCAGCUCAGGGCGAGUCUUUGGUUAGCAGUGUGGCAGUGUGUGCUGGGUCAGGAAGUAGUGUCCUAAGGAAUGUUCCAGUGUCGCUGUACGUUACCGGGGAGAUGUCUCACCACGAGGUACUCCACGCUGUACAUAGUGGUACCAGUGUGAUUCUCUGUGACCAUAGCAACACUGAGCGCGGAUACCUGAGUGUGCUCAAACAGGAACUCAACAAACUGUUUAAGGGCAAAAUUGACAUUGUUAUUUCUAGUCAAGAUCGAGAUCCACUAGAAAUAGUGUAAUUUAGUGUAUAAUUUGAAAUAAUAAAAUUUAUCGAACACAUUUUGAAAAUCUAGUGUUAAAAAUCAGGUAAGAUUUCAUCUUGCAACAAUUUGUAUUCAGUUAAUAGUAACAGAAGAUCAGAUAGUAUAUAAGAGAGCUUUAGUAAACCUGGCUGAAUCUGAAUGGGACUGAUUAAUACAGGGUCCAGUUUAUAGUCAGUGAUUUAACAGUAAAUGUCAACAUGCAUUAAUUUGCAUGUUAAAGAAAUAUCCAGUUUUGAUGUUUAAUUUACUAUAAUAAAUUAUUAUCAAAUCAACUAAACAACUGCAAAAUCACCUGGAGAAAGGAAUGCUUGAAAAAGCCAGGGUGUAAUAAUAGUAAUUUAUUCAUCAAGAUUGGUUAAACAAUGCCUGUUACCAGAGUAGACAAUCAAGAUUGGUUAAACAAUGCCUGUUACCAGAGUAGACAAUCAAGAUUGGUUAAACAAUGCCUGUUACCAGAGUAGACAGAGUCCACAAUAAACAAGUUGAUGGCCGAUUAUUUAAGAGAGAAUAAGUUGAGACCAAAUAUAAGAGCUGGUAAAGAUGCUGAUGCUCCAUGACCUUGACCUUGGGGAUAUGACCUUGGGUUAUGGACAACGAUCCUAUUAAGCAGGAUACAGAUACAGAAUUCCAAGAAAGGGUUACAAAGUUAUGAGUGGAUGAUAUGAUAUUGUGAACAGUCUGAGGAUAAUAAUGCAUCAUGACCUUGAAUUCAGAGUUAUGACCUUAGAACGAGGUCAUGACUCAUCUUUGAGUUAUUGGCAACAAUCCAAAGUUUUGAUAUAAAUAAAAGUAAGAAUUACAAACUUACAAGUUAGAUUGAGGACGAGCGAGCACCAAACUAUAAAACACCACACAUGUAAUGUGGAUAUAUAUAACAAGAUGCAUUUCAAUCCUAAAAUAAAUCUUAUGAAGAAAAUGUUUAACAUGAUGACAAAAUAACAGCAGAAAAUUUCUUAAGUUAAAACAUAACUCAAAUAAAUAUUUGUUCCUUUUAUUAAUAAAUGCAGUCUUUACAACCUUAAUAUUCUACACAAAAUGCAUCAAAUACUAACAUUCAUUCUCGUACAUUAACUACAAUGUUGUUCCAUAAAACUGACAACAUGAAAAAGUCACUUUUGAACAUUUGAUUUUCUUCCUGUAACGCAAUGUAUAUAUACAUCUGAUGUAUUAUUAAUAAACAGAUCUAAAAAAUGUCUGUGCCU
Molecule: messenger RNA, 2457 nt
Organism: Mizuhopecten yessoensis (Yesso scallop)
Lineage: Eukaryota; Metazoa; Mollusca; Bivalvia; Pectinida; Pectinidae
Product: NIF3-like protein 1
Exons: 8
Coding region: 77-1231 (384 amino acids)
Cellular component (GO): cytoplasm; mitochondrion
Source: RefSeq, a predicted model, not a curated record